AAAAUAGGGGUUAAUAAGAAAUAGUUAUUUAAAUUGUUCGUCCUUUUUGUUUUAAGAAAGAAAACGCAAAACCACUGAAAAAAUGGCGACAGCGACGGGAAAUGCGAGGGGAAUCGGCGGCGGUGAUCGCACGGCAAAAUUGGUCGUUGCCGAUCAGAUAUCUCAGGCCGUGAAUUCCACUGCCAACCUUCUUCAUCUGAUGCGUCAGUCGUCUCCGUCUCAGGCAAAGUUGGUAAAGCUCCCGAAAAAUCUUUUGGCGAAAUCCUCAAUGACAAAAGCAACUGGACAAGUGCUUGAACAGCUGCCUCAGGUGAUUUCAUCCCUGGAUGGCCAUAUAGAAAGCGGACUGCACAGUGUUGUUCAUCUAAAUACCAUAACACAGUUGCUCGAAAACAUGGAAAGCCCCCAGCUUCGCGCUAUUCGACAAUCUUAUCUAUCCCCUUUGUCAAGCAAAUCUCCUGAGGCCAACAACUGAAAGAUGGGUGUUUCUUCUUGAACCAGGUACUUAUGUCCAAACCCCGAAAAAGUGGAAAAAACCCGUCCAUAGAAUCAAAUUCCCUUCUUCCGGCCCUAAGAUAGACAAUAACGCCCUUUUUUCACUUCAGAUUCCUUGCUUUUGAGUCUUUCUUCGCUGAAUGAAUCGAAUUUGAUUCCACAUUGAGCGUUUACUCCACGUCGUGCUGUUGCGGACAAUUGGUUCUUCAUGUCGUAGUUUUGCUAGUGUUUCUUAUUCUAUCCAAUGACUAAGACAUUAGUACCAUGCAUAUAUUGGGAAAAAAUUGUAUAUAUAUAUAUAGAUAUAUGUAUUACUUGCAUAUGAGAGAUUCAAAUCUACAUUAAUUGGCCCAUCCAAUACAGAUUCCCGAUAGAGAGAAUCUAAAACUGUGACUAAAUCUUUACCAUUUUAUCUUUGCAAUUUAGGUAAUACAUAAUCUCACACCCCCAAGAGAUAAGGGUGAAUAUAGAAAUUUAAAGGCUUUAAAUCUUUUAUUUUAUUUUAUUUUAUUUUUUACCUUAAAAAUCAGGAGAUUCUGUGUUGUUCUUACACACGUGACAACAGGCAUGCCAAUUGUCACACAUACGAGGUUGCAAUGAAAUCUACACUUGUCCGA
Tarenaya hassleriana is the source of this 1112-nucleotide messenger RNA. Its product is annotated as tobamovirus multiplication protein 2B. The record is from RefSeq and is a predicted model, not a curated record. NCBI's taxonomy places the organism in Eukaryota, Viridiplantae, Streptophyta, Magnoliopsida, Brassicales, Cleomaceae. The transcript has 5 exons. The coding region runs from base 83 to 475 and encodes 130 amino acids.